AAUAUAAAGCCCUGCCUGGUUCGCAGACCUCAGCGCUCUGUCCUGCCUGCCCCUGCCACUCGCAGCUCCAUGGCCCGGUGGAGGACGCUGGUGGCCGCCGCCCUGGCGCUGCUCCUGCCGCCAGCCCUCGCGUGGUACAAGCCCGCGGUGGGACCCCACCACUACUCGGUGGGCCGCGCCGCGGGGCUACUGUCGAGUUUCCACAGGUUCCCGUCCACACGACGCUCCGAGUCUUCAGCACUCCGGCUGGGAACAGGACGUCUGAGCAACUUGGAGAUGCGCCCCGGCGUCAGGAGCCUCGCCCUGUGUGUCAAAGAUGUGACCCCGAACCUGCAGAGCUGUCAGCGGCAACUCAACAGCCGAGGGACUUUCCAGUGUAAGGCGGACGUCUUCUUGUCGCUGCACGAGGCUGAAUGUCAGAGCGCCUGAGCCCUGAACCCCAAUCCAAACCUCGACGCUGCGGCCGGUGACCCCCCCCCCCAAUAGGUCCUGUUUUGCUUGAAGUAGCACAGGCCCUGUGGGCUUUGGCUCCGGUGGCCCCCAACUCCCACCGUCCUCCAUAGCAAAUGGCUAAAUGAAUAAAGAAGCAAAACUGUC
Apodemus sylvaticus (European woodmouse) is the source of this 597-nucleotide messenger RNA. RefSeq names its product neuropeptide B (gene Npb). The transcript has 2 exons. Bases 70 to 429 code for a protein of 119 amino acids. The record is from RefSeq and is a predicted model, not a curated record. Gene Ontology annotation, biological process: G protein-coupled receptor signaling pathway; feeding behavior. Gene Ontology annotation, molecular function: G protein-coupled receptor binding. Lineage: Eukaryota; Metazoa; Chordata; Mammalia; Rodentia; Muridae.